GCGGCCUCCACUCUCGGCAUGCAGAACGCUUUCAAGAAAACCUUGAUUCCACCCCUUGUUGUGAUUCUUGGAGCAACGGGCACUGGAAAAUCAAAACUAGCAAUUGAAAUCGGUAAACGGCUGCAUGGCGAGAUAAUAAGUGCCGAUUCUAUGCAGGUCUAUAAAGGGCUGGACAUUAUAACCAAUAAAGUUACUGCUGAGGAGCAUGCUCAGUGUCCCCAUCACAUGAUCAGCUUCUUGGACCCACUGGUUAACAGCUAUACUGUGGUGGACUUCAGAAACCAUGCUCUCAAACUCGUAGAAGACCUGCACCAGCGUCAGAAGCUGCCCAUAGUCGUGGGAGGAACCAACUACUACAUCGAGUCCCUUCUGUGGAAGGUGCUGGUGGACACUAAAGGCAGUGAAGAUCAAGGACAGAGUUUGAGCUGUCCGGAUCCAAAGAUGACCUUACAGAAACUGGGGGCUUCUGAGUUGCAUCGACGGCUGAAUGAGGUGGACCCUGAUAUGGCAGCCAUUUUGCAUCCUCAUGAUACCCGCAAAGUUGCAAGGAGCUUGCAAGUGUUUGAGGAAACAGGUGUGGCUCACAGCAGACUUCUGAAGCAGCAAAGAGAACAAGAGGGGGGUGACAACCUGGGGGGCCCUCUAAGAUUCCCAGAGCCCUGUAUCUUCUGGCUGCACGCUGAUAUGCAGACUCUGGAUGAACGCUUGGAUCAACGGGUAGAGGAGAUGCUCUCACAAGGCCUCAUCACUGAGCUGCAGCAAUUCCACAUACGCUUUAAUCAACAGAUGGUCCAGGAGAACUGUCAGGACUACCAGCAUGGUAUCUUCCAGUCCAUUGGUUUUAAGGAGUUCCAUGAAUAUCUCACAGCAGACAAGGAGACCAGCCAGGAGGAGCUCAAUAGCCUGAAGAAGAAAGGUGUUGAGACUUUGAAGAUGGCGACUCGACGUUAUGCUCGGAAACAGAACAAAUGGGUUCGAAACCGCUUCCUCCAGAGGUCAGGUUCUAAUGUACCUCCAGUUUAUGGCCUCGAUGUGACUGAUGUGUCUCAAUGGGAGGAGACGGUCCUUAACCCUGCUCUGCGUAUCCUAGAGCACCUUCAGAAGGGAGAGAAGCCUUCGAUUGAACCACUGAGGCUGAAAGGGGCAGGACAGAAGAAUAAGAGGAGUCACCACACAUGUGAGCUGUGUGAAAAGAUCAUCAUUGGAGACCUGGAGUGGAGUGCGCAUCUGAAGUCUAAAAACCACCGGUAUCAUGUCAAGAAGAAACUGAGAUCAGAAGCAUCCACAGAUCAGCAGGUUCACCAGCAUGCUCACCAGUCAUCAGCAAAGGUUUCUGCUAAAGCAAGGCCAAACCCAGGCCCUGAAGGAGCCCCGGCAGAGGAAGAGACCCCAUAGCACUCAAGUGGAAACGAGCAGCUACAAUGUGGACACCACAGAUGAUAAUGAUCAUCUACAUUGGCCGCGUUUCCCAGAUUCGUUAAGAAGCUCUUAAGUGCUAAGAACUUCUCAGGAGCGUUCUUGGAAUGUUCUUAGAGCGCUCCUAAGACGUUCUUAGUACUUAAGAGCUUCUUAACGAAUCUGGGGAAACCCAGCCAUUGUCUGUGUGGCUGUGGUGUGUGCAGAGUGUUGCCAUGUACAUUUGUGUCAUGACAGUUUUGAGACAAGAGAUUUUGCUUGAAGAAUAGAACUGUUAUUAUCUCUGCGUUAUGGCAGAUGUUACCUUGUUGAUUGGGUGACCCAUGUGUGGACAAAAACAUCUUCUUGAGCAUUGCAUGUACGUGCCAUGUAUCUGUAAUUGUAUUUUUUCCUAUUAAACAGUUUUCUAAGUUUUC
Molecule: messenger RNA, 1832 nt
Organism: Sardina pilchardus (European sardine)
Lineage: Eukaryota; Metazoa; Chordata; Actinopteri; Clupeiformes; Clupeidae
Gene: trit1
Product: tRNA isopentenyltransferase 1
Exons: 11
Coding region: 19-1395 (458 amino acids)
Biological process (GO): tRNA modification
Cellular component (GO): mitochondrion
Molecular function (GO): nucleic acid binding; ATP binding; zinc ion binding
Source: RefSeq, a predicted model, not a curated record